CACCAGGUGGCAGUGUGGCGGUGUACCGAUGCACACGAAGAAGAACAAGCAAAACAAGACACGGGAGAGCGCGUGAGCCUGUGGUGUAUUACGUGAUGUUUUCCUUCACUAAAACGCACUGUAUUUAUUCGCACGUGACACGUCACCUCGCGAACACGCGGCUGAGCAUGGCCACUCCGCGGAGCAGCAGCAACCUGUUUCACCAGCUCAGGGGCCUGUCCCCCCUGCCGGGCGUGUGUCCGCUGCUUGCCGUCCGGCGACCUCCAGACAAAAGGUUGGAGAGCAGAGCGGAUGGAGUCAGGUGGAGCAAGAACAUCCACCUGACGCCACUGCGGCUGGAGAACCCUACCACUGUGCAGACAAGCGAGCUGUCUGAAGGCGCUUAUGACAAGCUGGCGGAGAAGACGCUGGACGCCCUGACCGAUUACUUUGAGGACCUGACGGAUGAAGCGUUCACUGGAGCAGACUACGACGUUGUGUACUCCAGUGGAGUGCUGACGGUGAAGGUGGGCAGAGACCACGGCACCUACGUCAUCAACAAACAGACACCCAACAGACAGAUCUGGCUUUCUUCUCCCACCAGCGGACCGAAGCGCUACAACUGGACGGGGGAGCGCUGGGUGUACGCCCACGACGGCGUGAGCCUCCAUCAGAUGCUCUCCAACGAGUUCUCCGUCAUCUUCAAUACAGACAUGGACCUAUCCGGCCUGCCUUACUCCUGAUGUCCCACACCUGCACUCAGUCCACCGACAGCGACUCAUGGAGCAACUACAUUGUGUGUGUGUGUGUGUGUGUGUGUGUAUAUACAACAGUUAUAUUUAAUAAGUGAUCUCUACGUGUUAUCUACAUGUUCUAUAAUAAUAAUAUGUACAUAUGCAUGUUGAUUUCAUUAAAU
This is a messenger RNA of Cyclopterus lumpus (lumpfish), 895 nucleotides long. RefSeq names its product frataxin (gene fxn). NCBI's taxonomy places the organism in Eukaryota, Metazoa, Chordata, Actinopteri, Perciformes, Cyclopteridae. Bases 96 to 722 code for a protein of 208 amino acids. Gene Ontology annotation, molecular function: iron chaperone activity; ferroxidase activity; ferrous iron binding. The transcript has 6 exons. Gene Ontology annotation, cellular component: mitochondrion. Gene Ontology annotation, biological process: iron incorporation into metallo-sulfur cluster; intracellular iron ion homeostasis. The record is from RefSeq and is a predicted model, not a curated record.